ACUUCCAGUGCGGGCUGCGCUGCUGUCACAUCCGCCCCUGGCCGCUCCGAGCGAGGGGAGGAGACACGGGCUGCACCGGCCGAGGAGCCUGGAGCGACCGGGAGCAGCGCGGCGCGCCGGGCCCAGCCUGGAGGGGCCCCCGGGGGGGAUGCGGGAGGCCGCGCCCGGCUCCAGCGGCUCAGCGCGGUACCGGUUCGGAGCGGGCAGCAGCGGCCCGGGUCGCAGUGGGGCCCGGUACCGGCUCGGAUCCCGGCUGCUCCCCGCUCCGGAGAUUGCAGCGGAUAAAGGACCGAGGUGCCCUGCCUAGGAGCCCCCAGCCCGUCCCGCUGCCGAUCCCCUGCAGCCCCCAGCCCGAUCCCCUGCCGAUCCCCUGCAGCCCCCAGCCCGAUCCCCUGCAGCCCCCAGCCCGUCCCGCUGCCGAUCCCCUGCAGCCCCCAGCCCGAUCCCCUGCAGCCCCCAGCCUGUCCCGCUGCCGAUCCCCUGCAGCCCCCAGCCUGUCCCGCUGCAGCCCCCAGCCCAUCUGGGAGCUGAUUCAAUCUCCCCCGUACCGCCUCCCCCAGCUGCGAUCACCUCUCCCCCCCACCCCAGUCCCAUUAGCAGCUGAUUUCCCUCCUCGCCCCUUCUUUCCCUCUGCCCCCCGGGCUGCUGGUGUCUUCCUCCCUCGGCUCCUUCAAUAUCUCCAGCUCCGGACUCGCCCUGCUCAGCAGAGCCCGAGGCGCCUGCAGAAUGUGGGGUCCUAGGGCGUUGCCGACACGUGUGGACGGAAAGAGGGUGGCCGACCCUACCUCGACUGGCACCGCCGUGCGCAGGAGAUGCCUGACCCGUUGGUUCUGACGGCCGCCGUGGCGAGGGGAGGCUGAGGAGACGGGUUGUUAUCAGGCCAGAUCUGCUGAUUUUUAAAAAAAAAACCUUUUGAUUUUGUUCGUUAAAUUGAAAAAUAAACUGAACUCCGCGCUCGGUGCUGCCGUCGCCGCCAUGAACGGACUGUCAGUGAGUGAGUUGUGCUGCCUCUUCUGCUGCCCGCCCUGCCCCAGCCGGAUAGCAGCCAAGCUGGCCUUCCUCCCCCCGGAGCCUACUUACGCCGUCGUCCCCGAGCCGGAGCCUGUGGGUAGCACCAGCUCCCUGAGAGGAGGCACCGCGGGGCGAUGGAAGCUGCAUUUGACGGACCGGGCGGAUUUCCAGUACGCCCAGCGGGAGCUGGACACCAUCGAGGUGUUUCCAACCAAGAGUGGCCGGGGGAACCGGGUCGGCUGCAUGUAUAUCCGGUGUGUGCCCGGCGCCAGGUUCACGGUGCUCUUCUCCCAUGGCAACGCUGUGGACCUGGGCCAGAUGAGCAGCUUCUACAUCGGCCUGGGCACCCGCAUCAAUUGCAACAUCUUCUCCUACGACUACUCGGGCUACGGCGUGAGCACAGGGAAGCCCUCGGAGAAGAAUCUCUACGCCGACAUUGACGCGGCCUGGCAGGCCCUGAGAACGAGGUACGGGAUCAGCCCGGAGAACAUCAUCCUGUACGGGCAGAGCAUCGGCACGGUGCCCACCGUGGACCUGGCCUCCCGCUACGAGUGCGCCGCCGUGGUGCUUCACUCGCCCCUCACCUCGGGCAUGAGGGUCGCCUUCCCCGACACUAAGAAGACGUACUGCUUCGACGCCUUCCCCAACAUCGAGAAGGUGUCCAAGAUCACUUCGCCCGUCCUCAUCAUCCACGGCACCGAAGACGAGGUCAUCGACUUCUCGCACGGCCUGGCGCUGUACGAGCGCUGCCCCAAGGCCGUGGAGCCCCUGUGGGUGGAGGGGGCGGGUCACAAUGACAUUGAACUGUACAGCCAGUACCUCGAGCGCCUGCGGAAGUUCAUCUCCCAGGAGCUGGCCAGCCAACGCAACUGAGCCCCAGCCGCCACCCCUGACUCUGACCCGGAGGAGGGAUCAGGCCAUGAUGCCCCCAUGGAGGUGUAACAAACUUGGGUGGCCUCAGCUCCAGCCCACACUGAGAUUGGUGAGCUGAUGGGAUGUGGCCAGUCCUCAAAUGUACAUUGUGUUUCCAGGCACGGGGCUCCCGGCUCGGCCCACCCUCCGCCUCCCAGCCAGACACUACAGACGGGACAUGCUGGGUGGAUCCCAGGUCAGCCUGGGCAGCCCCAGCUAAUGGACUCCCCGUGCAGUGGGGAAAAGACCGGCUCCACCUUCCCGACUCCUGCUCCGAGUGCUGAGGUCACUUUCGAUCCGUCUCCGGAGCUUGCUGUGGGUUCUGUCCCCCCAUCCCACUGCAAACAGCUCGGGAGCUCUCUUAGUUCUUUUCCCAUCAUGCAGCAGUUCUGACGCUAGCAAUGAGAUGUCUUGGAGUCCUGGCCUGGCCACAGAUUUGGGGAGGUUAAUUAUCCCUGCAGAGCCCCAGGCCUUUUCCGAUCUGAGAUCUGAUCACUGCAUGAUACACCCCCCACAUCCUCCUUCUGCCUUACCCAGUUCAGUAGCAUCAGAAUGGAGAAGCAGGGCUCUCUUCUCUUAGAUCUAACACCAGUGAGGACCGGGAGGGCAGGUGUGGAGGGGACCGAGUGGCGUUUGAUCUCCCUGCUGGGAAGGAAUGGCCCCGACAUGCAGCCCCUGCUCUCUGAAAGGGGUCGGGCAAGCGUGGCUAGGAGACGUGCGCUGUCCCCGAUCGCCGGCAUCCGUCCUGUUUUCUCUUUCCGCAAGACUCCCCCUGUAUUUGGGGCACCCCCUUUCUUUACUCCCGAUAUCUACAGACAGAUCCCUCGCGUCACGCUGGAAGGAGGGAAAAGAAGAAUAAAGAUUUAAGAUGUAAAAUU
Messenger RNA from Malaclemys terrapin pileata, 2801 nucleotides. RefSeq names its product abhydrolase domain containing 17A, depalmitoylase (gene ABHD17A). Lineage: Eukaryota; Metazoa; Chordata; Testudines; Emydidae. The record is from RefSeq and is a predicted model, not a curated record. The coding region runs from base 976 to 1884 and encodes 302 amino acids. Gene Ontology annotation, biological process: protein depalmitoylation. Gene Ontology annotation, molecular function: palmitoyl-(protein) hydrolase activity. Gene Ontology annotation, cellular component: plasma membrane; endosome membrane. The transcript is spliced from 5 exons.